AUGAUUGGCGGUCAGCUGUCAGCACAGAGGAGGGUGAUGAGGAACCUUCCUGAUGACAAAGGCCUGCAGAAGACCAGCACCUACAUCGUGCCAUGCUUCCUCUUUGUGGAGCUGGUCAUCAUGGCAGGGACCGUUCUGUUGGCGUACUACUUUGAGUACACGGACACGUUCCCCGUGCACAUCCAGGGCUUCUUCUGCUUCGACAAAGCCUACUCCAAGCCGUACCCAGGACCAGAGGACGACAGCAAGGCGCCGCCCGUCCUCGUCUACUCCCUCGUCACCGCCAUCCCCACUGUGACGAUUCUGAUCGGGGAAGUGACCAGUUUCUUUGCAAAGACCGAGGGAGCUCAGGAGAAGACCAUAGUGACCGCUGACUGUUGUUAUUUCAACCCCCUCCUCCGUAGGAUCGUACGCUUUCUGGGUGUCUACUCCUUCGGCCUCUUCACCACCACCAUCUUUGCCAAUGCGGGUCAAGUGGUGACAGGAAACCAGACGCCUCAUUUCCUGUCCGCCUGCAAGCCAAACUACACAGCUCUGGGCUGCACGUCUCCGCUGCAGUACAUCACAGAGCGCCGCGCCUGCACAGGAAACCCGUACCUGGUGGUGUCCGCCCGCAAAUCCUUCCCCUCCAAAGAUGCGGCGCUCAGCUUUUAUUCAGCCAUCUACACAGUGAUGUAUGUGACCCUUGUGUUCCGGACUAAAGGGACCCGUCUGACCAAGCCCACCCUGUGCCUUGUGCUGCUGUCUCUGGCUGUGCUGGUGGGCGUGAUGAGGGUGACCGAACACAGAAACCACUGGAACGACGUUCUGGCUGGGUUCGUCACCGGAGGAGCCAUCGCUGCCUUCCUGGUGUCGUGUGUGAUCAACAAUUUCCAGCCGACCCAGAUUGCAAUGCCGACUCCUCCGCCUCCACAGCGUCCAGAGCCCCCGAUGGGCCUGCCUCUUCUCAGCCUGCCCCGUGUGGAGAGUCCACUCGAAAAGCUUCAGGGCUACCGUAUUCUGAGAUCACAUGACCAUCAGCCAAUCCCGUCCCCCGCCCCACCCGAUGUGCUCCUCCCCUCGCGGCGUUGCCUCACCAGCGCAGUCUAG
Chelmon rostratus (copperband butterflyfish) is the source of this 1089-nucleotide messenger RNA. Its product is annotated as phospholipid phosphatase-related protein type 5-like. Gene Ontology annotation, molecular function: phosphatidate phosphatase activity. The record is from RefSeq and is a predicted model, not a curated record. The transcript is spliced from 7 exons. Bases 1 to 1089 code for a protein of 362 amino acids. NCBI's taxonomy places the organism in Eukaryota, Metazoa, Chordata, Actinopteri, Chaetodontiformes, Chaetodontidae. Gene Ontology annotation, biological process: phospholipid metabolic process; signal transduction; phospholipid dephosphorylation.